AUGGCCGAUGUCGAGGAACCCAAGUUCAACACUCUCGCUGAGAGAAUCGCCGCCUUGAAUUCCCAGAAAAACUUCCAGGCGCCAGCAGAGACCAAGACCAAGAGGCCGCCUCCUCCACCGCCGCCGAAUCGCCCUGCAGCUCGAAGCCAGACACUGCCCGUUGUUCACACCAACGGACAGCCGACUCCUCAAAAGAGCCCGACGAUUCCUCCUCGCCCGACCAAAGCAGCAGCUGCAAAGCCCGGCCCACCUCCUCUCCCGCGUCGAACCACCGAUUCCUCCCAAGUCGAGCUGUCGACAUCACCAGCUCCCAGGGACCGAAUUGCGCCUCCCCCUCUCCCUACCCGCUCUAGCACCCAAAACAUCUCACCCGCUCUGCCCCCUCGGAGGCCUUCAACCCAGCAGUUGGAAGUCCGUCGCAACUCCAACGCCUCUGAAAUUUCUAACCUUUCGUCCUUGUCUCUGAACCAGACAAUAUCGUCAGCUACCAGUUUUACGUCUGAUGGACCCGGACGAAAGCUGCCGCCUGCGUUUGACCAAGCCAGUUUACCAGCAUUGCCACCCACAAAACGGGAGCGGGAGGCUCAAGCAAGAGAAGCUGCCGCUCGGGACCCUCCUCAAGCCAAAUACCCCCUCGUUUCCAUAAAGUCAGCUCCAGUCGUCCGACAAAUCGAGGCGCCGCAAAGACCUGCGUUGCCCCCGCGUCUGACGUCCAAGUCAACCAACCAGCAAGUUCAACCACAGGCUUUGGAGGAAGAGGCGCCAGCGAAACCGAGGCGACUACCACCUGCCCCGGCAGCAUAUGUCAAGCCGCAGCCACAGGCAAAUGGCCAUGUCCAGGAGCAACAGAGAAACAUCCCACCUUUGCCCACUAGGCGACCAGGUGCUGCAGAUGAUGCACCUCCUCCGGUACCCGUCAGUUCGCGACCCAGCGUAGCACAAAUCGAAGCUGUAGAAGCCAAGAUUGUGGCCCGCGCCAAUGACUGCUUGAUAUGUCGCGACUUCUCUGGUCCAGAUGGUGUUGCAGCUCAGUACCCGAGACAAUCUGUGCCGAGGAACGACCCAGUGGGUUACCUAGCCCAAGUACUUUGCGGCCCCUUCUCGUCCCACACCGACAAGGCUAGAGCCAUCUUCACCUGGUUCCACCACAAUAUCGCCUACGACUGCGCCGCUUUCUUCGGCAACAACGUCAGAGCGCAGGGCGGAGCCGAGACCAUUCUUAAGGGCAGGGCUGUUUGCGCCGGCUAUGCGGAUACGUACAAGGAGAUUGCCAACCGCGCAGGUCUCGAAUGUAUUACCGUUGGAGGACAUGGAAAAGGUUACGGGUACACGGCCUUGAAGAAGGGGGAGCGUCCUCCGCCUAAGAAGGCCGACGGCCAUGCUUGGAACGCUGUGCGCAUCGACGGCGGGGAGUGGAAGCUCCUCGAUGCUUGUUGGGGUGCCGGAAAUGUCUCUGAUGUGACGAAGGAGUUUACUCCUGACUUCAAGCCACACGAGUUCACGAGAAGAAACGACAUCUUUGGUCUCAGUCACUACCCGUCAGACAACAGGCAUUUCUUCCGUCCUGACGGUAGAGUACCAAGUUGGGAGGAGUACUAUAUUGGCCCCGUUCAUGGCGACACUCCCGUCGUCUACAACAAUUGCCAUGAGGAGGGUAUCUGGGACAAGUCCAUUCAGCCUGCGGAGCUCCAGAUUCCAGUGUAUAGCGGCAAGGUGGUUCGCUUCCAGUUUUCCAAGAUUUGCGAGCAUUGGACUUCGGAGAAGCACGGCUUGGGUAAGCCACCAUUGCUCCUGCUGAGCAUCAAUGGGCGUGAUGGUCGCAAGCAGGACAUGGUUCCCAUCGAGACUGAUGGAUUCUGGCAUUGGGCGGAUGUCAAUGCAAUCGACCUCGGCGCACCGGGUGGCAGCAUCAGUGUCGUCAUGAUCACCACAAUUGACGGGCGCGAUGCCAGAGGUGUGACAGCGAAGGAGUACUUCUCGAAGAAGGGGAAGGUCGGCAUGAGCUGGACCGGUAUCAUGAAAUGGGACCUCAUCUGA
Molecule: messenger RNA, 2037 nt
Organism: Colletotrichum siamense
Lineage: Eukaryota; Fungi; Ascomycota; Sordariomycetes; Glomerellales; Glomerellaceae
Gene: KY
Product: Kyphoscoliosis peptidase
Exons: 1
Coding region: 1-2037 (678 amino acids)
Source: RefSeq, a predicted model, not a curated record